AUGUCACCGAAGACGAGUGAGCGUUGGAGGAUGGAGAUGGGAGCGAGUACCCGCGUUCCAUAUCUCGGCCAGAAGGUCAACCUGGGAGGCCCAGUGACAGAGGCUGUCCGAGAGAAGCUGUCGUCAGCGAGGUCGUCCUCGAACAAUUUGGAAGCCGUUGGAGCGAGGGUGAUGCUUGAAGUAGAACUAGCUGCCGAACCAGGUAUUUACAUAUUUAUGUACCCAGAUCGAGUUAAAGAAUUCUUCAAGUGGACUGCCACCCAGCUGGUCGACCUGCACCCCCAGCUAAGGCUCAGCCAUCGGAGCAACUACGCCAUACGACUAUGCCCAUCGACAGACCACCAUCGACAUGACCAGCAACGGACUAUCAUCCCAAGCGAGACAACUGUGGCCUCGAUCCCUAAACGCGCUUGCUUCUCCCAUCGGACCUCCUCCCUAGCAGACACCAGCUCGAGUCUGUUAUCGUCACUGUCCACCCUACCAAUCGAUCACCAGCACAUCAUUCGAUUGACCAUCCAUCUCAUCCACGAGCUCUCACUCGGACCCAGCUCGCCAUGGCAUCCCUACCUCAAUCUGAUCGGCCAUCCCGAGCACCAGCAACCGCUGCUGAUCCACCUGCAGGUCGAUGACCUACCCGAGAUCCGGAGCUGGCUCCGGGGCACAGAGAUUGAGCGACUACUCCAGACAGACCGGAUCAUCUCGCUCUCACGACUCCAAGAGAUCCACAAGGGCACCAUCGCCCACAGCUCCUGCACAUGGCAGACCUUUCUCAAGGCCUUCACCAUCGUCUCCAGUCGGGCCUUCCAGAUCGACCACUUCCACCAUCUCGCCCUCGUCCCCAUCGCCGACCUCUUCGACCACAGCGACCAGCCCGACGUCGAGAUGGUCUCGCAAGACCUUGUCUGCGAUCAAUGCGGAGCAUCCGCUGAAUGCAUGCACGACAACAGCAAUCCUCUCCAACCUAUCGAGAUCAUCCCUGUCUCCGAGGAAGACACCGUCGAGAUCGUUGCCAUCCAUCCCCUCGUCCCUCCUACUCUCGAUCAACUUGGAUCAUCAGACCAAUCCCGUCAAAACGAGGAACAAGAAGCAGACUUCCUCCCAUCGGUCUAUAAUACGUACGGGAAACUGUCGAAUGCUAGGUUGUUGACUGAAUACGGGUUCAUGAUCGAUGCCAACACGCACGACAAGGUUCACUUUGAUCUCACUGAGGUGGCCGAUAACACUGAUGGUCAGCAUUGCCCACCCGAGCAGGUCCAAGUGACUCUGAGAGAACUAGCGGCUACGGGUGUGUUCGAAGACGACGCGCCCAACGAGCUAGUCGGCGAGCUGUCGGAGGAUGAUACAAGGAUAGCCGAUCUAUCUCUGGACUCGAACGCCAGACUGUCACCUCUUCUCUGGCUCACCAUCCUCUUCUACACCCAUGCCCCCUCCCCGGGCCGGCCCGCGCUCUCAGCUGGCAGCGUAAGACGACUCCUCGCCCUCCAAUCAUCCCUGCUCAACCACCAUCCGCCCCCACUGUCGGCCGAAACAACAGACUCCCUAGCUCAUCUCCUGCGGGUCGCUCAACUCGUCCAGAAGCUAUGUCGCGCUCGCCUCACGCAAUACCAUCUCCCCCAUACAUCAAUUGAUGAACUGCUCACUCUCAAAGAAGAGUUGGUCGAGCCAGAAGUACCAUCAACAUCGGCUAUUGAAGGAGGGGUACAAUCAGGGAACAGGAGGGGCAAAGAAAGAAGAGAGAUGGUGACGAUGGCUAUUGGAUAUGCUUGUUCCGAGCGAAUCUUGUUGGAUACCUGUAUCUCACUAUGGGAUGACCUUCAUUCCGUCCUCUUAUCUUUUACAACUGCUGCCUCUAUAUCUCCUUAUUAA
Molecule: messenger RNA, 1866 nt
Organism: Puccinia triticina
Lineage: Eukaryota; Fungi; Basidiomycota; Pucciniomycetes; Pucciniales; Pucciniaceae
Exons: 5
Coding region: 1-1866 (621 amino acids)
Biological process (GO): peptidyl-lysine monomethylation
Cellular component (GO): nucleus
Molecular function (GO): protein-lysine N-methyltransferase activity
Source: RefSeq, a predicted model, not a curated record